AUGAAGGAAAAAUCCGAAGUUACCGUGAAGGACGCAGAUAGGGAAGACACCAAUGUAAAGGGUCUUUUGAAACAUUAUGCCAGAAAUUCAUCCAUGCACGGAGUUCCUUCCAUUGUGGAUACCCAACUUUAUCGUGGUCGACAUAUAUUUUGGGUGAUAGUGGUGCUUGUUAUGGCAGCGUUAUUGGUGACGACAAUAUACGUUCAGCUGUCGGAUUAUUAUCGUUACCCCACUGUUACUAGUGUUAACAUUCGUUACGUAGACGAAGAUGAUUUUCCUGCAGUUACUAUCUGUGAUUUAAAUAUAUUUAAUAAGGAAUUUAUCCAAGACAUGUCGAAUCGAACUCAAAUGGCCAUGCCACAUUUAACAGAAAUUACCGGUAUCUACCAUUUAGUGGGCAAAAGACUGCUGACAGGCUUGUAUAAAAAUGCCCCGCCCAUUGGAAACAAAUCUGCUGAAGAAAUUGUGGAUACAAUCUUUACUCAAGUGGACAGUAUGAUCAAAGGCACGGGACUACGGUGUGCUUGGGGAGAUUAUUACUGGGAAGACUGUAGUGCUGCCUUAACUACGCGAGUGACUGAAAUGGGAAUCUGUUUCACGGUUGAUACGUUAAAGUUGAAAAAGACGAAAAAAGUAAUUAAUCCCAACCCAGUGAGUAAUGCUUUACGUGGAUUAAGUGUACUGGUUACUACAUCAAGAAGUGAUAUUCCUUAUAGACUCUACCAAUUUGAAGGUUUUAAAGUAGUUCUACACGAUGUUGAAGAAGAUCCUCUACCGCAAUCUCGGGGUUUUGUGGUUGGAGCCAAUUGUUCGUCUGAGAUCGAAGUAUCAAAACACGUGAGAAUUGGACUAGAACCACCGUUCAAGGCGUUUGGUGGAAGCACCUGUGUGGACACCAACAGCGAUAAAUUCGUGAAUCCAUUAAAACGCUAUGAAAAUUAUACGAAAGAAGCGUGUGAAAAUGAAUGUUUUAUAGAUUAUGUGGUACAGACCUGUGGGUGUCGACACUUUCUACAUAAAGGAAACGAAAGUUUAUGCCACAUAGACCGUUUGAUAAAAUGUUACCGAGAAGCUGAAAAGGACUAUUACAGAGGUGGAACUGCCAAAUCUGAAUGUAUCUGCCCACUGCCAUGUAAAGAGAGUACCCACAAAGCUUCGAUUUCCUGUGCUAAAUUCAGAGCUACUGAAAGCUUUGAAAAAGUAGUCCAAAAUCUGGAUGCUGAUGUUGUUGUACUUCAUUUUUUCUUUGCUGAUCCCGUUGUGACCGUUAUUGAACAGGUUCCAGUUUAUACACUCGAGAAACUUCUAGGUUCUAUUGGAGGUCAAGUUGGUCUAUUUAUGGGUUUCAGUUUAAUAACAGUAGCUGAAAUGUUCGAACUUAUCUUUCUGUUGGUCACACGAGGACGGUUAUUGCACCAAGAAAGGUACCACGCUGAGGCCGAAAUGAGAAGACUUGCUGAAAAUUCGAAACAAUGA
Molecule: messenger RNA, 1476 nt
Organism: Lottia gigantea (owl limpet)
Lineage: Eukaryota; Metazoa; Mollusca; Gastropoda; Lottiidae
Exons: 8
Coding region: 1-1476 (491 amino acids)
Biological process (GO): sodium ion transmembrane transport
Cellular component (GO): membrane
Molecular function (GO): ligand-gated sodium channel activity
Source: RefSeq, a predicted model, not a curated record